UUCCUUUCUCUGCGUCUUGAACCCAAACACAGCCCCCCGUGGUAUUCCUGCGCCGUAGUGCGGGGUGGCAUAGGGGGGUGGAGAGGCUAAGAAAGAAAACUAAGGGAGGGAGGGGGCGAGGUGUUCGCUCCGCGUCUCGCAAGCCUCGCGACGAAUGGAGUCCAGGGCUCUGUGUACAUCACUCCAGACGAUGUGAAGACAACCGCGGGGAUUUUUUUUUUAUUUGCGUCAGUGAUUGAUUCGUUUUAAUUUAAUGCAAAUAAGUUUUGCGUCAUUGGAUUAUUGAUGAUUAAAUAUAAUCUUUCUAAUCAUUUAAAUUCGAAAAUAAUUAGUUAGCAAGUAUUUUUUUUUUUUUAUUUGCGAAAGAUAAUGAAAAAAGUUCAGGAUAAUGUCCUUCUGCCAGACAUGUAUUAAGUGUUAGUGAGAAACAAAAUAGUUUUACACUUGACGAAAGAAAGUCAUAGACGUGUCUCUACCACCCACGGGUGAUAUACGCAUGAUAUGUGGACAACACAGCAUUGUUUCGGUCCGUGUGUCAACACACUGGUGUGAUGAUGGACGGCCAGCACACGUACAAUUAUUAAUACUCUCAAGACUAACUUUGAAUUACGCCACGACGUCCUAAUUAAAAACCAAGACAGUUCGUUCCGAGAGACGCAGUAUUAAGUAUUAGAUCUAGAUUAGGCCUAAUUGUUUUCGGUGUAGAUUUCUUAGAUGUGUUGAUUGUGUCAUUGGAUUUAUUCGUUCACUUCCAAACAACACAUCCGUUUUGUGAAUGUGUUGAACUUUUGGGAUUUAACAUCAACAUCAAACGUGUGAAUGAGUUGAAUUAGUUGAAUGUGAUGUUCUAAUGAAAUCAACAAAUUUUCUUUUGAGGAUUUUGAGUGUAUUAUGAAAUAGUCAGAUCUACUUGGUAACAGGCUUUCAAAUCUGCAACACGGAAUAUUUGAUCAUAUAAGACACUGCCAUGUGAUAGAUCAACCAUUCGAACUCAAAACAAGAUAUGGACAGGGUGCGCUGUUUGGAUUAGACGUGGCAGCGGUAGCCCAACACGGCAGGGGCCUGGCCCCAGGUGGCCAGCGUGACCUGAUAAUGGCCAUAGUCACAAAUACCUGGAUCAGUACCAUCAUAGUCAUUUUAUCUGUGCUCCAAGUGGUUCACGCUUCCUGGUGGUACCUGGGAGUGACCAGUUCCUAUCAGAUUCUGGCUGACGAGGUCCGUCACAAGCCUCAAGCCUGCUCUAACAUUCAGUACUUCCUGCCGCACCAGAGGGACAUCUGCAGCAACGACGGCAAACUGCUGGACGUCAUUCGGAGUGGUGCCUCUAUGAGCAUCGAGGAGUGUCAGUAUCAGUUCCGAGAUCGACGGUGGAACUGCUCCACCACCAACAGCACGGAUGUAUUUGGAAAAGUUCUUUAUAUCAAAAGUCGAGAAACUGCAUACAUCUACGCCAUAUCGUCUGCGGGAAUUAUGUAUGCUGUUACCCGCGCAUGCGCCAAGGGGGAGCUUGACAAAUGUGGAUGUGACACGAAGGUGAAGACUCGCCAGCCAGGGGAGGACUUUGAGUGGGGCGGCUGUUCCGACAACAUACGUUACGGCGCCAAGUUUUCUAAAGAUUUUUUGGAUCAAAACGAAACCAGAUCAAAGGAUCACGGCACCAUGAAUCUCUGGAACAAUGGCGCAGGAAGGAAGACAAUAAAAGAUGAAAUUGAUGUCCAGUGCAAGUGCCAUGGCGUAUCGGGCGACUGCUCCGUCAAGAUCUGCUGGCGUAAAAUGCGCACCUUCAGAGACAUUGGCGCAGUACUGAAGCAAAAAUUCGACGGCGCGAGCUACGUCCGUUGGGACAAGAGCCGGAAACGGUUGAAGCGCAUCACAGGCAAGCAAAAGAGGCCCACCAAAAAGGACCUGGUCUAUCUGGCCGAGUCACCGGACUUUUGCGAGUACAACCCUGACUAUGGCUCCUUGGGCACCCGGGGUCGGCAGUGCAACAAGACCAGCUACGGGUUGGACGGCUGCACGCUCAUGUGCUGCGGCCGUGGGUACCAGACAUUGGUUAGUGAGGAGAAACAUGACUGCGACUGUAAAUUUUACUGGUGCUGUCGAGUGGAGUGUAAAAAGUGUACAAAAAGCUUAGAAAAACAUUACUGUAACUAGGUUACAAAAGAGAAUUUUAACAUUACUGUAACUAAGUUACAAAAGAGAAUUUUAACAUUACUGAAACUGAGUUCCAAAUGAGGCUUCUACAUUAAAGGAACAGAGUUACAAAUGAGGCUUUGACAAGUUACAGGAAGCACUAUUAUUACCAAAACUAAAAUACAAAAGGAAAUUCUACAAACUCAUAACAAAGUUACAAGAGAGACUUCUACAUCGCUGUAACAUGCUAAGCUGAAGAUAGCACCACUAAAUAAAGCCAAAAGCUAAACAUAUUUUCUGUUUGUUAAUAAGGCUGUGUUCAUAUUCGUAACAAGUUUUUUUUUUAAUUAUUAACGUUAUUAUUAUUAUUAUUAUAUUUUUAAAUUAUGGACAUGUUACAAUAGUAGAGCUUGUAUGGUGUUAUAAUGUAGUUAUGUAUGUUGGAUAAGAGUCUCAUAAUAUCAACUCCAGUGCAGGAGAAGAGUCUCAAAAUAUUGGACUCUAGUACUGGAUAUCAUAAGAGUCACAUUAUAUUGGACUCCAGUACUGGAUAACAUUAGGGUCACAUUAUAUUGGACUCCAGUUCUGGAUAUCAUAAGAGUCACAUUAUAUUGGACUCCAACAUAGGAAAAAGAGUCUCAUAAAAAUAGACUCAAAAGCCUGAGAAUUCAAGAGUUUCAUAAUUUCCUAUUGCAUUAUCGCUUAAUAUGAACUGUCACAAAUUGAAUAUCUGUACACAAUUCAAUGAGUCAAUUUGAUUCUAAGGACAUCAACAAUUUUAGAAAACAGAACUCAUUUGGGUGCUUUGAGGGAUUCAGUUGUGAAAGUGUAUAUUUCAUGCAUAAUGCUGUUUAUUGUUCGGACUAUAUAACUAAUGACAGCAUGAUGCAUUUCAAAAGUAAAUGUCUAUUUAAGGCCAAAUAAUCUUUUAAGGAACAACUUCCUGAGAGCUAAGACCAUCAAUUUCCACUAGGUCUUAAGGACUGAAACUCAUCCAGUUUCAAUUAGUUGAAUCUCUUUGUAUUUAACUACAGGUCUUACGUUAGGACUGGAUGAACUAAACCAACUCUAUAAAAGCCAUGUAUUCACACGUCGUAUUAGAGGAUUUAUCCACACAGCUAUAAAGAGACUGUAGAGACAGCGCUAUAAAGAGCCCAAAAUACAUACUUAAGACAUCUACCUCAGCAAUCACUAACGAGAGGGAAGCCGGCUAUUGGCACCGGAAGUGAUGCUCUGUGAAUAUUAUAUGAACACGAGCCUCAACUAACAAUGUGGGCAAAGAACAGAAGACUAGAACUUUUUUUUUCCUGACAAUGAACAAAGCAGUUCUUUAAGUGGCGAACAAAAAUGUUCAUACUUCAUAAUGACAGGAAUUGGAAUUGUGUGGGAUUUUACUACAACUUUGAUCGGAGUUCAAGUCUGUACAAUUCAUAAUGUUAACCAACUUAGGUCAUUUUUUGUUGUUGCAAAACAAAAUAUUCUAUCAUUCUCUGCAACAUUAGGUAAGAAGCAAUGAACCUUUAAACAUUGAACAUUCAAACAUGGACCAUUGAAACACUGAACAUUUCAACACUGAACAUUAAAUCGUUAAACAUUGCAACAUUGAAGGAACACCUCACAAGAAAAUAGAUAAAAACCUUUUUUAAAGUUUUAUAAUAUAUCGAUCUAUUUAGAAAUUUGAGGUCGAAAAAAGAUAAUCUGAAUUAUUUGCAUGACUAGACAAAAAAAAAAACGUUUAAGAAAGUUCCGACUUCAAUUUAGAUGACUUGGUGAAUAUUUAAGUUCUUUUGAAAAUACCUCAAUACAACACCAUCUGAUUUCUUACACUAAUGCCAACAACAACAGCAACGACAUCUUUAUCAAUAACAUUCAUAACAACAACAACAGAGUCUAUAAAUAUAUUUAUUUAUGUUCUUUUUGUGUUUAUAGUUCACGUGUAAAUUAGAUUUACUUUUAGAUCGUGUGUAAAGAAUGCUGUCAUUGUAAAUAGAUAUUGUACAUUGUAAAGCUAUAUGAGAAUAUUUUUUUUUAACCUUGUUAAGGAGAAAUUCUUCUUGUUUUAUCAUUGAGACUUUGAUCUAGAAGUCAUUUGAUUGCUCCAGUAUUUUAACGAGAGCCGGAGAAGAAAACCUAAAUCUUGUCAAUACAUAAUGGGCGUUGUAUUCUUUGUCAAACAAAGGUAUCUCUAUAUGUUUUAACAGCAAGAGGCUCACUUAUUUGUAUAGAAACUAAUAUGAGUACAUUUGUUAAAUUUUGUGCUAACAUUCUACGGUUUUUUACUGCUAUUGUCAACACAAAGAACAAAGCAAACUGGAAGCUCAUUUAUACCUUAAAUUUUUAAUUUAAAAUGUCAGUAAGCGGCAUCUCUUUUUGUAAUAACUAAUUAGAAUUCGGAAGCGCUGUGGCUGAGUUGUAAAGUGCUUGGCUGCCGAAUCGGAGGGUCCCGGAUUCGAAGACUGGGGAAAAGUAAAGGCUUUAGGCUGGCCACAUGACACCCUAGUUAACCGUGGGCCACAAAACAAAUGACCUUUACAUUAUCUGUCCAGUAGAAGGGGAACUUCCAGCAGAAUUUAUAUGAAGACUAAUGGGAGAUCCAAUAAAUCUGGUGACUACGAGCCAGCUCUGUAAGAAGCAGUCGUAUUAAAGAACACUAAAGGUUCAUGGCUUCAUAUUUUAAAGCAAUCGGCAAUUUCAAGUGGACUUUGCUACAAUAUUCAUGCGUUCAUGAAAUUGAAACAUCGAUGUUGUUUGUUGUAACGGAUACAUAGAACACAUUUAGCUAUUUCACAAUGGUGUAAAUAACUGCAUCCAUAAUGAAUCAAUGGGCGCCCAGCUGCGAGCAAUGGUGAAUGUCUAAUGUUGUCAGUUCUAGUUUGUGUGACGUAGAGUUUGUACAUAAAUAGAUAUCUCAUAGACCAGAGAUGUUGGUUCAAGUCUACUAGAUCACUGCUUCUCUUAAUUUGUAUACCAGCUGUUCGUGGUUCUCUCCCAUCCCAUCGCUUGUCAUCCGUCACUGUUGAAUAUAUUAAUGAACACACAUUUCCGGUAAACACAAGCUUAACUCUCAACUCAACCUAAGCUCAUACAUCUCAUGCUUUAUGCACAUAUAACUAAGGCUGAUACACUACGUUCUUAUCAACGAUUAAACCACACUCUUCACUGCGACACUGCUAACCACACAACUCACACCAAAGUUUUGCCCGACUCUUCACUGCAACAGUUAAACCCAUAGACCUAUUAUUAAUAUUAAUAGCCUGGACAAGUCAACAAUCGACCUUUCUCGCUAAAUAGGAACGAAUCAAUGUAGAUAGUUGUAUUGUACUGUAGUUACAAGAAGCUUAAAUGUUUUCAUGUUAACCCUUUAAGUCCUACAUCUGUGACAAGAGGACAUGACUGAUAGUGUAUGCUAAAUUUAAAAUUGCGGGGCCCCUGCCAGGCUCGGGGCCCAAUUUAGGCAAUCGAUCAAAUCAACCUAAGGCCGGCACUGCACUUUGCAGCUGGGUGACAAAUCAGGAAGGUGUUCCACGCCUCUGUUUGCUUCGACUUGUAGCUGUGACAACACCAGAAGUGGAAGCAUGACACCAGAACUGAAAGAAUUUAUAAUAGUAAGAUUGAUAAUAAGAAGAAGAAUUACACAAAUGAUAUCGUAAAUGAUGCAGUCAUCUUCACUAUCAGUCGUUUCAAUGAAAGUACAUUCAAAUUCAGAUUACAGCGACUUGUAUAUUUAUACUUAUAAAUUAUAGCUUUUAUAUAGCGCUACUUUCAAGCUUAUAGUCGCUAUGGUCCAAGUUCACUUGUUGGGGAGGGGGGUAUCUGGGAGAAGGUUUUCCGUGCUGCUUCAUAGUUAGCCAAGCCAAGUUCAAGCGUACUUAGCAUCUCGACCACGCUUAUACAUUUAUCUUUCAAUGCAUUACAAAUAUUAAUUGACUGAAUUUAAAAUCAUUACGUAGUUUGAAUUAACUAAUACAACAGACAGCAAACACACACAUACAAGACAAAACAGACAGUCCACACGAAGUACAAUACAUACGGAACUUAAUGAGCAUUUUGAGUUGCACAACAAAUCAAUAGAUCAAUAAAAGGAUGUCUUAAGAAGUGCUUAGUGAAGCGAAGACUUUGAACAACUCUGUAACAACCCCCCUGUAUGUUUAGUGUAUGCUCUAUUUAUAG
Molecule: messenger RNA, 6303 nt
Organism: Biomphalaria glabrata
Lineage: Eukaryota; Metazoa; Mollusca; Gastropoda; Planorbidae
Product: protein Wnt-4-like
Exons: 5
Coding region: 1093-2154 (353 amino acids)
Biological process (GO): multicellular organism development; canonical Wnt signaling pathway; cell fate commitment
Cellular component (GO): extracellular region
Molecular function (GO): frizzled binding; cytokine activity
Source: RefSeq, a predicted model, not a curated record